Molecule: messenger RNA, 1185 nt
Organism: Triticum turgidum subsp. durum (durum wheat)
Lineage: Eukaryota; Viridiplantae; Streptophyta; Magnoliopsida; Poales; Poaceae
Source: the annotation of a GenBank genome assembly
AUGACGGUGGCGGUGUGCCAUGUCAUGCCGCCGGCGCUGGACGUCGCUGCUCACACUCACACUCGCAUGCCGGCGUCGAUGCCGCCGCCGCCGCAGCUGGACAUGUGGAGCGCCAUGCAGACCCCGGCCGAGGACGUCUGCGCCACCAAGACCCCGACGCCGCCGGCCAAGGCCAAGGUCACCUACCCGAUGGCGACGGUCCGGCGGUCCAUGAGCCACGAGAGCCUCAGCCUCUGCACCGAGAGCGUCGGCUGCGAGACCGGCACCCGCGACGACUUCCUCGACCUGUCAUCCAUCCUCUACGCACCGCCACCGACCCACCAGACCGAGGAUACCGUUACCGGGGACUUCUUCUCGCCGCUGGCAUUGCAAGAAGACGAGGAGGAGGAGGAGGAGGAGGCGAUGGGGGAGGUGCCCCUUAGGGAGGUACAGUACCACCGCGCUCGGCCGCAGCGCGCGUUCCCGCCGCCUCUGCCGUCCAUGUCUCGCCGCGGCGGUGACGACGGCGGACCGUCCCUGCGGGUGCGCCCGCACCGCCGAGACGGGCGCCUCGUGCUGGAGGCCGUGGCCACGAAGCCCCAGGGGUACCUCCAUGCCCAGCGCCAGGACGGCCGCCUCAAGCUCUGUUUCGUGGAGUGCUCCCCUGCCUCGGGAUCUGUUCUCCACCACCAGAAGCAGAGCAUGGUGCAACAGCCACACCAAGAACACAAUAGCGUCGACGAGGAAGACGAUGUCUUCGAGGAGGAGGAGGACGAGGUGGAGGUGGUAGACAGGGGCACGGUGGUGGAGGUAGUGGCGGCGUCCGGCAAAGCGCAGCGGUGCUCGAGGAUCGUCAUCAACAAGUUCGUGGGCGGCGCGCCGGCCAACACAGACGACGCGUCCCCAUCGCGCUGCUGCAGAACUACCGUCGACGAAUUAGCCGCUCCGACCGUGACGCCUGGGCUGCGCCGGGUCCCGUCGUCCACGACGACGCUGGCGGCCGCGGUGGCCGCCGCGUCCACGGGCAUGCAGUCCGACGAGGAGGACGAGGAAGAGGUCGACGACGAGGAGAAGCGGAGCGUGCCGCUGCUGUUCACGUCGCGGGUGGGGGACAGGGAGGAGCUGGUGCAAAGCGUGCGGCGGUGCCGGCAGCUCCGGCGGAGGCCGCUCUUCAUCGUGGAGCCAUACUCCAUCAUCGCCACCUAA